Messenger RNA from Schistosoma haematobium, 7837 nucleotides. RefSeq lists its product as uncharacterized. Bases 6377 to 7555 code for a protein of 392 amino acids. The record is from RefSeq and is a predicted model, not a curated record. Lineage: Eukaryota; Metazoa; Platyhelminthes; Trematoda; Strigeidida; Schistosomatidae. The transcript has 3 exons.
CGGUUAUUUUUUUGUAGUUUGUGGAGGUCGGUGGAGUUGUAAAAACACGGACCGAUCAUCUGUUCGACUUGAAAUGGAUAUAACCCCAGGCCAGGAAAUAAAGUUCGACAAAUAUAUAACUCUGUCGCCGUCCACUAACUUCCUUCUGCUAUGUUACUGAAUAUGGCGAUCGGUUUUCCGUUUCCCAACGGUAGAUUAAAGUUCCACCAUAGCAGACGAUUUUUUAAAUCUGCAAGAAAAAUGCUAACUUAUGCGCCAGUUUUGAAAUGGUAGUGAACCUUCAUCAUCACAUCUGUGAUGUUUGACAGAAGGCUAAUUUCAUUGGCUACAGUUGCCGUCUAUGUGUACCAUUGAGGAGGUCUUUCUGAGGGUCAGUUGUGUCAUUAAUUUUAAAGUUCAGAGAACUGCAUGGUUUUACAGAGUUACUGGAUGACGUUAACAAAACCAUCGUGUUGAUCUUCAAUGUAAUUCGGAGUGCAUUUUGUUGUUCAUGUGUUUCAUACAUGAGACAAAACAUAUACAAAGUAAACCUAUAUUUACUUCCUUGACUGAUUACAAAAACUUAUGAACAUAAACAAUUCAUGCUUAAUUCCAUAGGAUUUAGUGUAUAUUCAAUUAACAACAACUAAAGAAGUUAGUUAUCAUGUGUCGAGAAAAUACAUUUGUUAGAGAACGGAAGUACUCGACAACGAAGUUUUUCUUGAUUGUGAAGGAAGCGUAUAUGAAGCGCGCUAAUACGUAGAUAUUCAUCAAACUGAUGUCGACUUCGAUAUGUACUACCAAUUAGUUUUGUUUGUCAACACUAACUACGUCAUUUACCGGAGUUUAGGACUCAUUGAGUUAUGAGUUUCAGGGUAUUCUGUGGUUUAAUACUUUUCUCACAUUAUUGUAAUAUUUCAGUUCAAAGAGUUAUUGAUUCAGCCAUUUACAAAAAAGUCUUACUUGGCAAAACCGUAAAUAACGAUCUGAAUAUAGUACCGUUCUAUUAGUUUCCAGCGGCGUACAAGAGCAAUCUCUUCUGUGGGAUAUGAAUAUAAUAUUUUGAUACAAUCGACACAUAUCCCUACAUAUCUACAAUAAACAGUUACAUAUUUUAAGGAUACUCACAAAAUUUGUGUCUCAUAAAGGUAAAGUUUAAAGUUCAAAGAAUGGAUAAAUUUUACCCUUUUCUGGAAAGCCGCAUAAAAUUAUAUGGCUAUGGAAAUUUAACUUUUCAACAAAACUACUUAUGAGUAGUGUAUAUAUCCGUCGCAAAUGGGAAUGAACAUUGAAACGAACACAUUAUGAAUAUAUCGCAUUGAACAAAGACUCAGAAAAACCAAUUCAUUGUUUAAUGUGGAAUUACAGGUACUACCAUAAAAUAUGAAAACCAUACAUUAAAUACAUUAUUUGCACACCUUCAAACAGUUGUCUUUUACAUGCUUAAUGAUUUUUUUCAAUUUUGUUGUUAUUACAAUAACUCUCAGUUCCCUUUUUCUCUUCAAUUCAAUCUUCCCAAUCUUCUUCUGGCAGAUAUUCCACAUCCGGUUGCUGCUACAUACUACUUACAUUUGUCAAAAUAAGUAGCAUACAUCACGGCAUUCACAUUAUUAUUCCAACUAAAAGUAUCUAUCCAAAAAUUUCUAUACUGUUGUCAUAUAACAAAUGUAAACAUGAAUGAAACUGAAAGUUGGAUGAUUUUAGAAGGAUUUAAAAGAGACGAAAGAGUCCACUGACAAAUCCUGGGAGGGAACAUUCUUGGACCUGAACUAAGAGAUACAUGUUAAUGAUAUUAGAAAUACUUGUGGGAUAUAUUUUUACAGAUAUUAACCUUGAUUCGUGGAUCGAAUCAACAAAGAUUAGAUCACAACUUUUUACUGCUAUUUAAUGAGAUUAUUCAGGUAGGUUAAUAAAUGUAUUCAUAAAAUUGAUUAUUUUUAUCAGAUUUAACAACGAAAACUAUUAGAGAUUACCUUGUGUGGUCAUGUCUCAAAUGAUGUAUUUUAGGGCUUAAAACAAACAAUAGACAAUCAUUUCCUGUUUAUCAAUGUACUUCUAAGUGAAACCCACUGUUGAAUCUAUGGAAAAUUAGUUUUGAAAUGUUUAUGGUUAUCUCAUUCCACAAAACAGUAUGUUCCUUACAUCUUUAGAAAAACAUAGAAUUCCGUAUGUUUACCUCAUUGAAUCGCUUAUAACUCUGAAAAGAAUCAACGAAAUUAAAUUAGUACUUAUUUUCAUUUUAUAUAAAAUUCGUUGCUUCUUUUACUGGAAAUGUAAAACAAUGUAUGUAUUGGCAAACAGGUGAACUAGACUACUAUAUUUUUCUUCAUAUCAAACCUAUUGCAUAUCAAUGAACACAAAACAUUUCCUUGUCAUGUUGAAUAUUUUAUAUUGGUCUAGUUAUUUGAGAUAAUGGAAACAAAACAUUAAAUUUAUUGUUUACGAAUGUACAGUUACCAUGAAAAAAGAUGCUUCAUGUCAUGGGUAUGUUAUUCAUCAUGAAUUUAUCUUAGAUAUUGUGACUUCGAUCAGUGAUAGAUAUUUACAAUUUAUUGUUAUUCACUUGUCUAAACUGUCAGUUACCAUGUUUACAAAUUUUAUUCUAACAUGGCAGAUGUUUAAAAUAGUCUAUAAAAUAAAUUUUUAUGUACCCUAUUGCUUAAAAUUGCAUUACUCGUUGUAAAUAGGUUAUGUUAUCUUAAUUACUUACCUACGUUUGUUACCACUCGUAGAGGAGCAUAGACCACCCCCAGCAUUCUCCGUCUAACUCUGUCCUAGGAAAUCCCUUCCAGUUGUUUCCAGUUGCUAUUGACCAUUCUCAUGCCUGCUUCUUACUCUGUUAAGCUUCCCUUCAGGAUUUCAAGUUACCUCUUGCCUCAUUAUACAGUUUAGUAGUUUCUGCAACGAUAUCCAGUAAACGGACAUUGAGUACUUUAUUUACACAGUUGUUUAUAAAUACCUGUAACCCUUUUGAUGAUGGUUGUUGUUCUUGAAGUUGCAGUUUCGUACAGUAGGACUGUCUUGACAUUCAUUAUGAAGAUUCUGAAUUUGAUAUUGGUUGACAGUCGUUUUGAGUACCAUGAGUUGUUCAACUGUAGGAAUGCUGUCGUUACCUUGCCAAUCCUUGCCUUUAUGUCUGCAUCAGAUCCUCCACGUUCAUCGAUGUUUCUGACCGGGUAGGUGGAAGUUUCUACCUGUCGCAGUGUUUCGCCAUCAAAUGAGAUUGGGUUGGUAUCCUUCGUGUUGUAUUUUAGGAUCUUGAUUUUCCUUUUAUGUAUGUUGAGACCUAUUGUUGCAGAGUCUGCAGGUUAUGUUAUCAGAACACAUUAAAUGGUAGAUUAUUAUAAAUAUAACAUAUAAAUCGUCAAUCCUAUCAUCAGUUCAUCAAGUAACUGAAGUUAUUCUGAAGUUAACAUUUUAAAUCCCAAUAUUGAAGUAGUUAAUUGGCUUUAUUUGGUAUAUUCAGAAAUGAAUUAAUGAGUUUCUAUCAUACUAUCCAAUCACAUUUCAUUAGGAAUGUCUUAAUACUUCAUGUUUAAUGUUUCAGUUGAUCUAAUAUAAUUUCUUAAUUAUUUGGAUGUUGAAAAAAUGGUGAUGCUUGUCCAAAAUUUUAGUUAUGACAUCAUUUUUUUAUUUGUUAAAUUAUAUCUGAAAGGAAAUGACUUUAACAUGUUGCUUGAUCAACUGUCAAAAGUAUGUAGAAAUGAUUCGUUAGCAUUUUACUGAAAUAUAAUAUGAAUUUACCUAUAAUUAGUUAGAACACUCAUACGUUAAGUGAUCUUAAGUGUUGCUAGGUUUGAAGCUAUCACGAGUUCACUUAAUCUGCGAACGAGAACAAAGACUCAGUGACCAAAGACCAGCAAGCUAUCAACUGAUGCGUCCCAGCACCGCUAACUAGAGGGAGAAGUUCAGGUUUAAAAUGUGAAGUAUAUUCUGCAAAACAGCCAGAACGAGCGAUCACAACAAACGCAAUUCAAAACGUAUAUAUCAAUCAUAUAUAUAUAUAUAAUCGAUAUUGCCAUGGAAGUUUUUUAAACAUUUAAUCGAUAAGUUAGUCAAUCGACUGCCAUUGAAAUAUUUAAACACUUAAACGAUAAGAACAAUUUAUUUCAUACAUAUAGUUCCCUUUAGUAUUUUAAAGAGAGCAAGAACAAAGGUUAGUGCAGAAUAAUAUGAAUUCAUUUUAUUUCGUUAGGUUCUCAUCAGCUGCUUACAACCUAAAAUAUUUGAAAUUCAAAGUUAUUAUAGAUAUUGACAUACUUAUACAACAGAGGGUGAUGAAGGAUGAAUAUAUGUAACAUAACGUAGCAAAGAUUUCGUUAGAGUUAGUGAGGUCAUAAAAUUUUGUUUCGAAUAUAUAGAGUUUGGGAGGGAAAGUUCCAGAAAAUUGAGAUAGUGAUUAGAAAUCAUGGAAUUAAAACACAUUAGACGAUUAUGUACUGAAGUAACUGAAGAUAGAUUAAUGUUAAUAAAGAGAGAUAUGAAUUGAAAUUGGUCAGUUAUGAAUGAUGUAAUUAUAAAAUUCAGAAAGAGUUGGAAUGACGUAAUAAAAAUAAAAGGGGUGGGGUGAAUGUUACCAGGGCAAAGAAAGAUUUAUUACUGUUUCUUUUUGUAUACAAAGAUCUGGUUUCAAACGUUUGAUUGCUAUUGCUUCGGCGAAUUUCAAAAGGUUUGAAUUUGAUUGUUUGUCGAUCACCUUGAAGGACUUCAGUAUAUCAACUUCGUGUCCUGUGUCAAGGAGAUGUCUUGCGACAGCGCUGCUAAAUGCUUUUAGUCCGUUUGAUCUCAAACUCUUCGGAAUAUGUUCUUUCAUGGCUAGCCUCGAAAGAACCAAACUCAAACGAGCGAUUGAUGAGAUGAUGUAAUAUUCGAGGUAUGUUGAUGAUACAUUCAUCUUAUGUAAUAAUCAACAACAUGCAACAAAUCUGUUAAGGUUUUUCAAUGAAGCUCAUCCAAAUAUUCAUUUCACUAUGGAACAUGAAAAAGAAACCAUGUUCCAUUUUCUCGAUAUAGCGAUAAAACGAAGAAAGGAUGGCACAGUUCAACGCUCAGUUUAUAAGAAAGACACAUGGAAUGGUAUUUAUCUCAAUUUCAACAGCUUUUGUCCAAUCAAUUAUAAAACGGCACUUGUUAAAACACUGUUUCACAGAACAGAAAGAAUAUGUACUGCCGAUACAAUAGAAGAGGAAAUUAUGAAUGUUAAAAAGUGUUUAAGAACUAGCGGAUACCCAUUGAGAUUUAUUGAGAAAUAUGGCAAACGUGAAGAUAAAAUACCCAAAGAAACUACAGUAAAUAAAAAACCUGUUUUUAUUCAACUCAAAUUCAAAGGCGAUAAUGUCAUAGGGUCAAUCAAUAUGAGACUAAAAACUGCAUUGACAAAAACAUAUCCUGCAGCUAAAUUGAUUGUCCUGUCCAAAACGACAUGUUCUUUGACACAAUCAAAGGUCGACAGGUAACCCUUCUAUGUUACCACCAACUGUGUAUACAAAUUUAUAUGUAUCUGCCAGAGCAGUUACAUUGGUAGAACAGAAAGGAGAGCCUACGUCCGAUUCAAAGAACAUAUUCCGAAGAGUUUGAGAUCAAACGGACUAAAAGCAUUUAGCAGCGCUGUCGCAAGACAUCUCCUUGACACAGGACACGAAGUUGAUAUACUGAAGUCCUUCAAGGUGAUCGACAAACAAUCAAAUUCAAACCUUUUGAAAUUCGCCGAAGCAAUAGCAAUCAAACGUUUGAAACCAGAUCUUUGUAUACAAAAAGAAACAGUAAUAAAUCUUUCUUUGCCCUGGUAACAUUCACCCCACCCCUUUUAUUUUUAUUACGUCAUUCCAACUCUUUCUGAAUUUUAUAAUUACAUCAUUCAUAACUGACCAAUUUCAAUUCAUAUCUCUCUUUAUUAACAUUAAUCUAUCUUCAGUUACUUCAGUACAUAAUCGUCUAAUGUGUUUUAAUUCCAUGAUUUCUAAUCACUAUCUCAAUUUUCUGGAACUUUCCCUCCCAAACUCUAUAUAUUCGAAACAAAAUUUUAUGACCUCACUAACUCUAACGAAAUCUUUGCUACGUUAUGUUACAUAUAUUCAUCCUUCAUCACCCUCUGUUGUAUAAGUAUGUCAAUAUCUAUAAUAACUUUGAAUUUCAAAUAUUUUAGGUUGUAAGCAGCUGAUGAGAACCUAACGAAAUAAAAUGAAUUCACAUUAUUCUGCACUAACCUUUGUUCUUGCUCUCUUUAAAGAGUAGUGGGGUGUUUGAAUUAACUAAUGAUUCUUUUGUACUUGUUGAAUGCUCGAUUUCGAAUUCUAAAUACAAUACAUUCGUUUGUGCCUGUGUCUUCUUAAUUCAAUUGCGUUAAUCCUGGAAUUCCUCGUUCAUACGAUAAUUCGAAUACUAUAUUGGCGUCGCGAUGGAGCUUGCAAUCGAAAAGUUAGAUAUUCAUUCAACUUCGGAAGCUUUUGAAGAUUGCUUUGAAAGGUUCGAAAUCUGGGCUAUGACCAAGGAAGAUGAUGAGGAUGUUAAUAUUGUGGCACACUUCCUCACAUUCAUUGGAAAAGAAGCAUACAGCUUAUUAAGAACUCUGGCUAUGCCGGAAAAGCCCAUUUCGCUUUCUUAUACAGCUCUCAAGGAUCUACUGCUAGACUAUGCUCAGUAUACAAAUUUCGAAUGUCGUAAAGGAGGAAGAUUUCGUAAAAUGAUUCAUGAGGAUAUAAAAAAGUCCACUACAUCACUACGUCAUCUCAACCUAGUGCAUACUCAAGGUUAUGCAGACAAUUCAUUGAGUUUGGAUGCAGUUCACGAGGAUGGGGACAAGUUUGGCCAGUGUUUGUCCUGUUGCAAGUUCCACUCUUCUAAUUCAUGUAAAUUUCGUAAUUCUAAGUGCUUCAAAUGUCGUGAUAUUGGACAAGUUCAGUCAGUUUGUAAUGCUAAUGUUCAUCUUACUGCAACUAAUAUUAGGCCUUGUAAUUCUGAUUCUACUGAGUCGAGUAUUCAUGAUGAUCAUUUAUCUUUAUCAGCGAUUUCAAAAGACAGUGUAGAGUCAUAUGGCAGUUCAGAGUUAAAUGAAAUCCAGAAUUCUUGUGAGACAACAGUUCCUAAUCAACCGAUUUAUCAGAAUUCUCAUGCUAUUGUACCAGGUAUGACUUUUCCUAAUGAUUCACAUAUUUCUAAUGAAAUUACUUGCAAUUCUGAGGAAAAUAUGUUAAAUGAACCUAAUCAUGAUCGGAAACCUGAUGUGGUUUGGAUAGAUGCUGAUUUUUCUAACGACCCUACGCUCUGCAAUGACAGUCCUAAUGAAUUUCAUGAGAAUAUUUCAGAAGAAUCAAAUCCUGAUGUCAUAUCAUAUAUUACCUAUCCUCAUAAUGCAUUUGAUCCUUGUGAAAAACCUGCUCAAUGCGAAGUACGAGUACUAAGUGACCUCGAGUUUGAUUACAUUUCGGAUGAUUUCAUAUCAACUGCUGUUUACCCUUAUCACAAAAACAGUUCUAAUGUUUACUCUAAACAAUGUGAGAAUUAUGUUUUAAACGAAACCACAUUAUUCAUAACUUGGGGAUAUAAAGAUCCAACAUUAUUUCGUGGGGGAGGGUAGUGUUGAAAAAUCUAUGGUUUGAAUUCUAGAUAUUAAUGAUUUCAUUACAAAACCGACAUGCUGGUUGUAUACAAUUCCAGGUGAGUCUGUUCCGAUUUCGUUUGUUAAUUCCAAUACUAAUGAGCACUUUCUAGAUACUACAAAGUUUUUAUCUUAUACAAUGUCGGACAGACUCAGGAUGAACUUAACAAGAAGACGUACAACCGAUUACAAACACUCAUACUUCUAUUUAAGCUGUGGCGAAUGUGGUGUUUGAAUUAACUAAUGAUUCUUUUGUACUUG